CCCCUGCUCUGGGCAGGAAAGCUCUUGCAGCUCUGCCUCACGGCUGGCAGGAAAUUCAAGACGGCAGUGAGCCGCUGCUCGGACCACCCCCAGGCUUUUCUUCCUGCUCAUGCAGGAGACUAUUUAAUUGAGGGCUGAUUUGUCCAGCUUACUCAUUGAUGCUCAGCAGUACCCACCUAACCAGUGGGAGUGAUUAUUUCCCUCCCUCCCUUCCUCCUCUUUUGGACAAGCUGCCCACCAUGAAGAUGCUGCUGCUGCUGGUUGCUCUGCUGUCUGCUGCCAGGGCAGCCCCUCCGACCUGCUACUCCAGGGUGCUGUCUCUGAGCAAGGAAAUCACUGAGUCCUUCAGGGAGCUGCAGACCUCCACAACUGUGGACUCGUGCGUGGGGACGCUGCCCAGGCUGUACUUGGACAUACAUAAUUACUGUGUGCUGGCAAAGCUCCGUGACUUUGUGGCCUACCCUGGCUGUGACAGAGUGCCUGAGGUGAAUGAGCUGAAGGAAAAAGCCCGGAGCCUGUACACGAUCCUGAUCUCCUACUGCAGAAGGGACCUGGUGUUCCUCACUGAUGACUGUAAUGCUCUGGAAAUUCCUAUUUCACCUCCCAUUGAACACUCCAUCACUGCGAGCUAAAAGACACUUAACCCAAAAGUUUUACCUGGGAAAGUUUCAAGGAGACCAAAAGUCAAAAUGUGUAUAUGCAGUCUAUAGCAUUAACAACUAAGAUAUUUUUCAAGCACACUAGCAAUAUAACCUCAGACCUACCCAUUUUUCUCUGCCUUGGCAGGAAA
Molecule: messenger RNA, 790 nt
Organism: Zonotrichia albicollis (white-throated sparrow)
Lineage: Eukaryota; Metazoa; Chordata; Aves; Passeriformes; Passerellidae
Gene: CYTL1
Product: cytokine like 1
Biological process (GO): positive regulation of transcription by RNA polymerase II
Source: RefSeq, a predicted model, not a curated record